Molecule: messenger RNA, 786 nt
Organism: Parastagonospora nodorum SN15
Lineage: Eukaryota; Fungi; Ascomycota; Dothideomycetes; Pleosporales; Phaeosphaeriaceae
Exons: 2
Coding region: 1-786 (261 amino acids)
Molecular function (GO): protein binding
Source: RefSeq, a predicted model, not a curated record
AUGGUUUACAUGCCCACAUCACCAACUUCUGUCGCCCCUGAGAUUACCAUGAACGACAUGUGCAGGCCCAGGAAAAAUGUCGCGAGGGGAUCUGUCAAAGUAACAGUAGGCGAUGGAGAUGAGCAACAGACUUUCGACGUACACGAGUCUCUGAUUAUGGCAAGAUCUGCGUUCUUCAAGGCUCUGUCCGGUAACUGGACGGAAGCAAAAUCCCGUCACGUCAAUUUGCCCGAGGACGAUCCGCAAACCUUCGAGAAUUAUGUUCACCACCUAUACACAAAUACGCUCGCGGUCAAGCCGAGUCCAGUACCCGACCAGUACGUUGGCAGGGAGGAGAAAAUCGAACUUGCCAAGCUCUACGUGUUUGCUGAGAAGAUCCAAGACACCGAUACUAAGGAUGCUGUCGUAAAGGCUAUGGCUCACAGCUCCCAACUCUCGCGUUACAAUGGUAAGACCUAUGGGCCUAACCUUGGAGUCAUAAGUCUCAUCUAUGCUGGAACCGCACCAUGGUCACCAAUGCGGAAGCUACUGGUUGACAUAUACACGUACCAGGCGAACGCGGCCUGGUUGACGAGAGACGAAGAGGAGUCACCGAGUGAUUUCCUUCGUGAGCUAGCUCUUGAACCAAGCCUGACAAUCCUCUCGCGAGUGGGGAUGUAUCGUCAUACAAGGAAGUCAAGACGCAAGAAAGAACCUAGCUGCACAAGGUUCCGCAUAGCGGUGGAAAACAUAUUGCGAGGAGGGCUUCAGUGCGGUAUUAUAAUUCGAUUAGCAAUAUGGAGAUGA